Messenger RNA from Betta splendens (Siamese fighting fish), 7616 nucleotides. Its product is annotated as myosin-11-like. The record is from RefSeq and is a predicted model, not a curated record. Gene Ontology annotation, molecular function: actin filament binding; ATP binding; cytoskeletal motor activity. Bases 583 to 6609 code for a protein of 2008 amino acids. Lineage: Eukaryota; Metazoa; Chordata; Actinopteri; Anabantiformes; Osphronemidae. The transcript is spliced from 43 exons. Gene Ontology annotation, cellular component: myosin complex.
CAACGUUAAAAGCAUUUGUAUAAAAAACAGACACAUAAUAUUAUAUACAUAUAAUGUUAGUACCAAAGUACCAAAACAUGGAAAAUGGUUCAGUAAAAUCACCGGAGCCCACAGCCAACUCUUCCUGGAAAAUAUGUAUGCAUAAUUUAUUAAUUUGAAAUCUGAUUGACUUGAUCUCCCGAUUGCUCGCUCGUGCUCCCGGGACAGCUUUUGGAUACGGGGCGGGCCGCACGCGCUGCUCCACCCCCAGGUGUCGCGGUCCGGUUUAAAUAGUGUGGAGGAGGAAGGACCACAUCAUCAUCAUCAUCAUCAUCAUCACUAUCUCUUCAUUUACUGUACCUGACAUGAUAUUGCCACUUCCCUCGAGUUCAGCCUGCAUCCUGCACUGACGACUGAAGCGCAGCACGGCCACAAUCCAAACAGAGGUCAGAGGUCAACUCAGCUCCCAUAGCUGCAGCAGAGGCUGAACCAGCCACUAGUGAGCAUCCAGACGUCAGUUCAACCUCCUGUGAAGCACCUGACAUUGUCCCUGAGGCUCUUCCCUGCACACCACCAUCAGCUCCUAGCAGUGACGCUUCCAACAUGGCAGACCCAGCCGCUGAUGACAGCAAGUACCUCUUUUUGGAAAAUGAUUUUCGCAACAGUGGGGUGGCACAAGCUGACUGGUCGGCCAAGAAGAUGGUGUGGGUGCCGUCAGAGAGGGAAGGCUUCGAGGCAGCCAGCCUUAAGGAGGAGAAAGGUGAUCAGGUGCUGGUGGAGCUCUCCAAUGGUCAGAAAUUAACAGUGAAUAAAGAUGACAUUCAGAAGAUGAACCCGCCCAAGUUCAGUAAAGUGGAGGACAUGGCUGCUCUCACCUUCCUCAACGAAGCCUCCGUCCUUCAAAACCUGCGGGAGAGAUACUUCUCCAGCCUGAUCUAUACGUACUCGGGUCUCUUCUGCGUGGUGGUGAACCCCUACAAGAUGCUGCCCAUCUACUCUGAAAAGAUCAUCGAUAUGUACAAGGGCAAGAAACGUCACGAGGUGCCGCCACACAUCUACUCCAUCACAGACAACGCCUACAGGAACAUGCUGCAAGACCGUGAGGAUCAGUCUAUUCUCUGCACGGGUGAGUCUGGAGCGGGUAAGACAGAAAACACCAAGAAGGUCAUCCAGUACCUGGCUGUCGUCGCCUCCUCACACAAGGGCAAGAAGGACGCCAAUCCUCAGCAAGCUAAUCUGGCCUACGGGGAGCUGGAGAAGCAGCUGCUGCAGGCCAAUCCCAUCCUGGAGGCCUUUGGAAAUGCUAAGACCAUCAAAAAUGACAACUCCUCACGAUUUGGGAAGUUCAUCAAGCUCAACUUUGAUGUGACUGGCUAUAUUGUUGGAGCAAAUAUUGACACCUACCUGCUGGAGAAGUCUCGCUGCAUUCGUCAGGCCAACACUGAAAGAGCAUUUCACAUCUUCUACUACAUGGUGGCAGGAGCCAAAGACAAGACAAGAGAGGAGCUGCUGCUCGAGGACUUCGGCAGCUACCGUUUCCUGAUGGCGGGUCACGUAGAGAUUCCUGGUCAGGAGGACGACGAGAUGUUUGAUGAGACUCUUGAAGCCAUGGAGAUCAUGGGCUUCACUGCUGAGGAGAGAUUAGGAAUGCUGAAAGUGGUGUCCACUGUGCUUCAGCUCGGAAAUAUCAAGUUUGAGAAGGAGAGGAACAGUGAGCAGGCAACUAUGCCUGACAACACCGCUGCCCAGAAGGUUUGUCACCUGCAGGGCAUCAAUGUGACCGACUUCACCCGUGCCAUCCUCACCCCACGAAUCAAAGUGGGCAGGGAGGUGGUGCAGAAGGCGCAGACCAAGCAGCAGGCUGAUUUUGCUAUUGAGGCUCUGGCUAAGGCCAUGUAUGAGCGUCUGUUUCACUGGAUUCUGGCAAGAGUCAACAAAACUUUAGACAAGAGUAAAAGGCAGUCGUCCUCCUUCCUGGGCAUCCUGGAUAUUGCCGGCUUUGAGAUUUUUGAGGACAACUCAUUUGAGCAGCUCUGCAUCAACUACACCAACGAGCGUCUGCAGCAGCUCUUCAACCACACCAUGUUCAUCCUGGAGCAGGAGGAGUACAAGAGGGAAGGCAUCGAAUGGAACUUCAUCGAUUUCGGCCUUGACCUGCAGCCCUGCAUCGAGCUGAUCGAGAGACCAAACAACCCUCCAGGCAUCCUGGCCCUGCUGGAUGAGGAGUGCUGGUUCCCCAAAGCCACUGACGUUUCCUUCGUGGACAAGCUGCUCAACACCCACACUGGUCAUGUUAAAUUCUCAAAACCCAAACAACACAAAGACAAACUGAUGUUCACUGUGCUGCACUAUGCUGGUAAGGUAGAUUAUAAUGCUGCUAACUGGCUGACAAAGAACAUGGACCCACUGAAUGACAAUGUGACAGCUCUGCUCAACAACUCCUCCAACGCCUUCGUCCAGGAUCUGUGGAAAGACAUGGAUCGAGUGGUGGGUCUGGAGACCAUAACCAAGAUGUCAGAGAGUUCAGCUCCAACCUCCACCAAAUCCAAAAAGGGCAUGUUUCGCACCGUGGGGCAGUUGUACAAGGAGUCUCUGGGAAAACUGAUGACCACGCUUCAUAACACCCAGCCCAACUUUGUCCGCUGCAUCAUCCCUAACCACGAGAAACGGGCUGGAAAAAUGGACGCUCACCUGGUGCUGGAGCAGCUGAGGUGUAACGGGGUGCUGGAGGGCAUUCGAAUCUGCAGACAGGGAUUUCCAAACCGCAUCGUUUUUCAGGAGUUCAGGCAAAGAUAUGAGAUCUUAGCUGCUGGUUCGAUUCCUAAAGGCUUCAUGGAUGGGAAACAAGCGUGCUGUCUGAUGGUGAAACACCUGGAUCUCGACCCCAACCUGUAUCGCAUCGGUCAGAGUAAGAUGUUCUUCAGGACGGGGGUUCUGGCCCAGCUGGAGGAGGAGCGGGACCUGAAACUCACUGUUGUCAUCAUUGCCUUUCAGGCACAAGCUCGAGGUUUUCUGGCUCGCAAGGCAUUUAGUAAACGGCAACAACAACUGACUGCUAUGAAGGUCAUCCAGAGAAACUGUGCCUGUUACCUCAAACUCAAGAACUGGCAGUGGUGGAGGCUCUUCACUAAGGUGAAGCCUCUGCUGCAGGUAACCAGACAAGAAGAGGAAAUGGGUCAGAAGGAGGAGGAACUGAAGGCAGCACGAGAGGUGGCAGCCAAAGCUGAGGCUGAACUGAAAGACAUCAGUCAGAAACACACCCAGCUUAUUGAGGAGCGAGCCCAACUGGAGUCAAAGCUUCAGGCAGAGACGGAGCUGUAUGCGGAGGCCGAGGAGAUGAGGGUCCGCCUGGAAGCCAAGAAGCAGGAGUUGGAGGAGGUGCUCCACGAAAUGGAGUCUAGGCUGGAGGAGGAAGAGGAGCGAAGCAACGCCCUGCAGCAGGAGAAGAAGGACAUGGAGCAGCAGCUUCAGCUGAUGGAGGCCCACAUCAUCCAGGAAGAAGAUGCUCGACAGAAACUCCAGCUGGAGAAAGUGGCUGUGGAGGGGAAGGUGAAGAAACUGGAGGAGGACAUUCUGCUUAUGGAGGACCAGAAUAACAAACUGCAGAAGGAGCGGAAGCUUUUAGAGGAGAGGAUGGCAGACAUGAGCUCUAACCUGGCCGAGGAGGAGGAGAAGUCCAAGAAUCUGACCAAACUCAAGAACAAACACGAGUCUAUGAUCUCUGACCUGGAGGUGCGCCUGAAGAAGGAGGAGAAGGCUCGUCAAGAUGUGGAAAAGGCCAAGAGGAAGGUGGAGGCCGAGGUGGCCGACCUUCAGGAGCAGUACGCCGACCUGCAGGCCCAACUAGCAGAGCUCCGGGCCCAGCUAGCCGCUAAGGAAGACGAGCUCCAAGCAACACAGGCCCGGUUAGAGGAGGAGACUAAUCAGCGUGGGGCAGCAGUGAAGCGAAUCCGGGAGUUGGAGGCAAUGCUGUCAGAGUUGCAGGAGGACCUAGAGGCCGAGAGGGCGGCGAGGGGGAAGACAGAGGCUGCUCGACGGGACCUCGGGGAGGAGCUGAAUGCUCUGCGAAGUGAGCUGGAGGACAGCCUGGAUACCACUGCUGCCCAGCAGGAGCUACGAGCCAAACGGGAGCAGGAAGUAGCCAUGUUGAAGAAGGCCAUUGAGGAGGAGGGACGGAGCCACGAGUCACAAAUACAGGACCUGAGGCAGAAACAUGGUCAGGCUGUGCAGGAGUUCACCGAACAGCUGGAGCAGGCCAAAAGGGUAAAAGCUGGCCUGGAAAAAGCCAAGCAGGCUCUAGAGAAAGAGACAGCCGACCUCAGUGCCGACCUGCGAUCACUCGCCAGUGCCAAACAGGACCUGGAGCACAAGAAGAAGAAAGUGGAGGGUCAGCUGAACGACCUCCACUCACGCUUCAAUGAGAGUGAACGGCAGAGGACUGAGCUGGGGGAACGUGUCUCCAAGAUGACCAUGGAGCUGGACAGUGUGACGGCUGUGCUGAACGAGGCAGAGGGCAAGAACAUAAAGCUGAGUAAAGACGUCUCCACUUUGUCCUCCCAGCUCCAGGAUGCUCAGGAGCUGCUGUCUGAGGAAACGCGUCAGAAGCUGAACGUGUCCGGACGCCUGCGUCAGUUGGAGGAGGAGAGGAACAGCUUGGUGGAGCAGCUGGAGGAGGAGACUGAGGCCAAACGGGGCGUGGAGAGGCAGGUGUCCAGCCUCAAUAUGCAGCUGUCUGACUACAAGAAGAAGCUGGAUGAGAUGUCAGGGACCGUGGAGAUGCUGGAGGAGGGCAAGAAGCGGCUGCAGCGUGACCUGGAGGCAGCCAACAGCGAGUACGAAGAGAAGGCAUCGGCCUUCGAUAAGCUGGAUAAGAGCCGCAGCCGACUGCAGCAGGAGCUGGAGGACGUCCUCAUGGACCUGGACGGCCAGCGGCAGCUCGUCUCCAACCUGGAGAAGAAGCAGAAGAAGUUUGAUCAGAUGCUGGCAGAGGAACGAGCCGUGUCUUGCAAGUUUGCAGAGGAGCGCGAUCGGGCAGAGGCCGAGGCCAGGGAGAAAGAGACACGGGUGCUAGCUCUGGCCAGGGCACUGGAGGAGAACCAGGAGGCACUGGAGGAGGCCGAGAAGACUAUGAAGGCCCUAAAAAUGGAGAUGGAGGAUCUCAUCAGCUCCAAAGACGACGUGGGGAAGAGUGUCCAUGACCUUGAGAAGGCAAAGCGUGGCCUAGAAGCCAUCGUGGAUGAGAUGAGAACUCAGAUGGAGGAGCUGGAGGACGAGCUGCAGGUCGCAGAGGACGCCAAGCUGCGUCUAGAAGUGAACAUUCAGGCUCUCAAAAGCCAGCACGAACGGGAGCUGCAGGGCCGAGACGAGAUGGGCGAGGAGAAGAGGAAGCAGCUCACCAAACAGGUACGCGAGCUGGAAGCGGAGCUGGAGGAGGAGAGAAAGCAGCGUGGUCUGGCAUCAGCUGGGAAGAAGAAGCUGGAGGGGGAGUUGAAGAACAUGGAGGAUCAGCUGGAAGCCACUAACAGAGGCCGUGAUGAGGCCAUAAAGCAGCUGCGCAAGAUCCAGGGCCAGGUGAAGGACCUCCAGAGGGAGCUGGAGGACUCCCGCGCAGCCCAAAAGGAGACCAUCGCCUCAGCCAGAGAGUCUGAGCGCAGAACUAAGGCCAUGGAGGCCGACAUCUCGCAGCUGCAUGAGAUGCUGACUGCAGCUGAAAGAGCUCGUAAGCAGGCAGAGACAGAGAGGGAUGAACUGGCUGAAGAACUGACCAGUAAUUCCUCUGGAAAGACAAUGAUGUCGGAUGAAAAGCGUCGUCUUGAAACGAAGAUCAGCCAGUUGGAGGAGGAGCUGGAGGAGGAGCAAGCGACCAUGGAGAGCCUCAACGACCGACUGAGGAAGAGCCAACAGCUGGUGGAGCAGCUGGGUGCAGAGCUGGCAGCAGAGAGAUCCUCAUCCCAGAGCAAAGAGAGCUCCAGGCAGCAGCUGGAGAGACAAAACCGAGAUCUGAAAGCCAAACUGCAGGAGAUGGAAGGGCAGGGCCGCUCCAAACUCAAAUCCUCCAUCGCUGCUCUCGAAGCCAAGCUGAGAGAGGUAGAGGAGCAGCUGGAGACGGAGAGCAGAGAGCGUCAGAACAGCUCCAAGAACCUGCGCCAGAAAGAGAAGAAACUGAAAGAUUUGACCAUUCAGAUGGAGGAAGAGAGGAAGCAGGCGCAGCAGUACAAAGACCAGGCAGAGAAGGGCAACGUGCGGAUGAAGCAGCUGAAGCAUCAGCUGGAGGAGGCGGAGGAGGAGGCCCAGCGCGUGGCCGCCGCUCGCAGGAAGCUGCAGAGGGAGCUGGACGAGGCCACCGAGGCCAACGACACCCUCAACAGGGAGAUGGCGUCGCUCAGAAGCAAACUGAGGCGUGGCGGCGGGGACGCGCCGUUCUGCAGCCCCAGCCCUCGCAGCAGCGGCGCCGGUCUAGGCGUGGGCAACAGCAGCAUCAGGAGCUUCGGGAUGGGAGGAAGCGUCAGCCGGAGGAGCAACAUCAAAGAGAACUCAGUGGAGUUACAGGAGGAGGAGCCCCCCUCCUCUCCUGCCUGCACCCCUCCUCUGGACGCCCACGGAGACGCGUACACUUACUCUAAUGAGUAAACAGUGUAAGAGUAUGAUUUCACUGAAGUGGCCACAACAAGCUGUUAUUAAAAUUAAAGUGUCCUUUCACAAUAAAAACACAAAGUAUCAUUGAGAACUGAAAAAAACAUUUUAAAUGGUAUUAAGAAAUAUUUUUUAUUCAAAUUCUUGAAAUAAAUUAUUUGGUAAAUAUUCAUAGAUGUUAAGAAAACACAAAUAUUGUUUGGCAAGUUUAAAUACCAGAAUUUCACACGUGAGCCUCAUCAGACAGAAGAAUGAAAUGAACAUGGGAUUGUGUCCCUUUUCCCUUCACUGUAUGUAGGUUCUCACAGCAGCCAAAGUGCUGUUAGCACCACUUCUGUCCAGCGUUUCUGUGCUAGUUUUGGAUGCAAGUGUGUGAAAGUAACUACACAAACAGACUCCUCAGCUUUCGUCAGCUUUAUUUAUUGAAAUAAACGUUACAUUAUUUAAGAAUAUAAUUAUGCAGCAAGCACAAAGAAACACGAACGAUAUAAACCUAGCUCCUCAAAUUUAGUUUAAAAAGUAAACAGAAGAACCAGAUUAUCUCUAAAGUAAAUGGUUUGGAAUUUGUUUCCAGAGGUUUAGGUCAAACAAACAGAAGACAGCUAUUUGUACGUUGUGGAAAAAUAUUAUCAUUUAUAACAAUAAAUCUAACACAUAUGCUAUUGAAAUUGUCUCUAAAAUAUGCAUUGGGUUCUAUAUUGUUUAUUAAUCAAAUGCUGAUAUUUGUGCCUUGAUUGGUUUCAGAAGCUGGGACUUUACCUUUCAUGUUUUUAAAAUUUUGUGGAAACCAAAUGUAAAAUUUAAUUUACAUAUUAUUACCUGCAAUUAGGCAGUGGGACCUCAACCCCACAGACACAAAGCAUCGUUUUAAUGAAGGUGAUUGGGAAAAUGGCUGCUGAACUUUCUGCUUUGUCAACCAGUGAAGUGCUAAUAAACUUAUUAGAUGCAUGUGUUGUGCAAGUUCUUCGAUUACCCAGAAUAAAUAACAAGAACAUCAUUCUCCA